This is a messenger RNA of Lytechinus pictus (painted urchin), 5149 nucleotides long. Its product is annotated as short transient receptor potential channel 4-like. The transcript has 11 exons. The record is from RefSeq and is a predicted model, not a curated record. Bases 237 to 3197 code for a protein of 986 amino acids. Gene Ontology annotation, molecular function: store-operated calcium channel activity; inositol 1,4,5 trisphosphate binding; protein binding. Gene Ontology annotation, biological process: regulation of cytosolic calcium ion concentration; calcium ion transmembrane transport. Gene Ontology annotation, cellular component: cation channel complex; plasma membrane. NCBI's taxonomy places the organism in Eukaryota, Metazoa, Echinodermata, Echinoidea, Temnopleuroida, Toxopneustidae.
CUCUGGGUAGAACUGCGCUCCAGAUAGCCAUCCAGAAUGAGAAUAUCGAGAUCAUUGAACUACUUCUCCGAUACCAUGUACACGUGGGUGACGCUCUCCUUCACGCCAUCGACGAGGAGGUCGUGGAGGCCGUCGAACUCCUUCUCAACUAUAAACCUCCAAAGAAGGACCUCCAUGUCCGGAUACUUCAAGAGACACAGGAAUCCGACUACGACUCGGAUAUCUCACCGGUCAUCAUGGCGGCCCAUCGGAACAACUACGAGAUUCUCAAGGUGCUUUUAGAACGCGGAGCUUCGAUCCCUAAACCUCACGACGUGAAGUGCGGCUGUGACGACUGCAAGGCCAGUAUACGUCACGAUGGUCUGCGGCAUUCGCGGUCGAGGCUCAAUAUUUACCGCGCCCUGGCGAGCUCUUCGCUGAUCGCCCUCUCCAGCGACGAUCCAGUACUCACAGCCUUUGAGCUGAGUUGGGAGCUGCGAAAACUCAGUCAUAAAGAAAACGAGUUCAAAGAAGAGUACGAGAAGUUGGCCGAGAACUGUCGAGAGUUUGCGACCCAGCUGUUAGACCAGACGAGAGGGUCCCACGAACUAUCGACGAUCCUCAACCGAGACGAAGACGCGCCAUCGGGGGAGGAAGCGCUCAGUCGACUAAGACUUGCCAUCAAAUACAAGCAAAAAGCGUUCACUGCCCAUCCGAACUGUCAGCAGCUCCUCGCCGAGGAAUGGUACCAGGGUCUCCCGGGUUGGCGGCGGCAGCAUUGGACCCUCAAAGUAGCCAUCAGCGUCGUCGUAGGCAUGUCCUUUCCACUGCUUUCCUUCUUGUAUCUAUUAGCGCCCAGGGCUAAGCUUGGCCGUAUAUUACGUCUUCCAUUCAUCCAGUUUAUUUGUCAUAGUGCCUCCUACUUGGUAUUCGUCGUCUUACUCCUCAUGGCGUCGCUCGAAUUCGGUAACAGUACCACUGAUCGAGUCAACAGGCGCGGUCCACCGCCGUCGGAAGUCGAGCUACUCAUUGUCUGGUGGAUUGCAGGAUUCGUCUGGGCAGAAAUCAAGCAACUCUGGGAUGCAGGAAUUAUCGAGUAUUUACACGAUUGGUGGAAUUUACUCGACUUCAUAACUAAUUCGCUUUACAUAACAGUAAUAGGUCUCAGGAUAACGGCCUACGUAAAUAUACACAUUAUAAAGAACGAAGAGUAUGGUGAUCAGGACAUGCCUCGAGAUGCCUGGGAUAUGUGGGAUCCAACUCUUCUGGCAGAAGCAGCUUUCGCAGUAGCAAAUGUAUUGAGCAUGCUCCGUCUCGUCUACCUGUUCACUGCCAACUCUCACCUAGGCCCUCUCCAGAUAUCACUAGGUCGCAUGGUGGAAGACAUCGUCAAGUUCGCUUUCCUAGCCAUCCUCGUACUCUUCUCCUUCGCUGCGGGUCUUAAUCAGCUUUACUGGGUGUAUAGAAACAGCCCUGAAGGGCCAGAUAAGUGCACCGGCGUGACGUGCGCAGAGCAGGACCAUAAUGUCUUCUCAAAUAUGCUCAAAUCACUAGAGGCGCUGAUGUGGGCAAUCUUUGGUCAGCUUCAGGUAUCUGUGGUCAAUCUACCCGAAACACAGCAUGACGUCACCGUGUUCAUCGGCGCCGUCAUGCUCUGUACAUACAGCGUCAUCACCAUCGUCAUCCUUCUCAAUCUCCUCAUCGCCAUGAUGAACACCUCAUUCCAGAAAAUUCAGACCCGAGCCGACAUGGAGUGGAAGUUCGCCCGAGCCAAACUCUGGAUGAGUUACUUCGAGGAAGGCAAUACCCUCCCCUCCCCCUUCAACAUCAUUCCCAGCCCAAAGUCAUUCUAUUUCUUAUUCCGAUGGUUAUGGAAAAACAUAUGCUGCUGCCAGUGGAAACAGAAGACGUUAGCCACUGUGAAUCGAGUGCGUGAUCAGACACAAAAGAAAAAGGAGAAAGACGACGAUUACCAGAAAGUCGUGAAAAACUUGGUGAAGCGUUACCUGAAGUAUUCUAAGCGUGGUGAACAAGAGAAGGGUGUCACCGAGGACGAUCUGAACGAGAUCAAACAGGACAUCUCCGCCUUCCGCUACGAGAUGCUGGAAAUUCUCAAGAAGAAGGAACCAGUGGUCGCUCCCAAAAGUGUCACGUUCCAAAACGGAACUGGGGGCAAUGGCCCCGAUCAUUCACGAAAGACCACGAACUCCUCCGAAGACGAAAAUAACCUUCACCGAGUCCCGUCGUACCUCUAUCGGAAGGGCAAGAAGGGUAAGAAGAGCCCUCAGCAUCGCGAUCAGCCUUCCAUAAAGCCAAUCAAGAGCGCUCCCAUUCGGGACGAGGACUACUCCAUGCCGGAGUUCUUAAAAGUGAAAAACGUCAAGAAUGUGGUGCUGGCGGUCAACGAACUCCAAAAGAAAUCAAUGAGGAGAAGACUAUCGCAGGCCGCGGCGUCGGAGAUGCGAAAUCAGGAAGAAAGGCGGUUGUCGUCAUCGUCUCUGUCAGCGGAAGUCGUACCGGAGGUGGCUUCACCCUGGAAAAGAGCAGCUCUGAGUGAUUCUGGCAUUUCCGAAUCGGUGGAAGACCUGCCAACUUCAAAGAAACUCGAUACGGUUAAUGAGUAUUCGACGGAGGAUGAGGGGGAAGGUGACAACGGUGGUAGUCUUGAGAGAAAAGAAAAGGAGGUUGAUGAUGUGGACGAUUCAUCGCGAAGAUCAUCGUUGAGUGGGAGAGCUCCUCUGAGGAGGGAAAAGGCUUUUGCCUCAAGAAUGGAGGAUGAGGACAGUCCACCAUCGAUUCCUCAAGGAGAUCCAAACGCACCUUCUCCGGACGCUAGUGCUGACUCGCAAAGCACCUCAGGAAUAGCAUCAACAAACAAUAGCUUCCAAUCCCAGGACUCAAGAGAGGACGAUCCUGACGACGAGAAUGACGAUGAUGAUGAUGACGACGACGACGAUGAUGAUGAAUUGCAAAUCCCCGAAGACAAUGCUACGAACAGCCUCGAUGAGAACGAUGAAGAUGCUUCGACCGAUCGAGUGAAUUCGUCGCCGCUUCUCGGUAACGGCGGGGACGUUGGAGACCAGCCAUUGACAGAAAUUCCGCAGCUUAACUGGCAAACCAAAAGGCCUUCUUAUCCAUGGGCGGACAAUAAUUCCCCAAAGGAUGGAAUCGAAAUGAAGAGAUAUGUCUACAAUGGUUUCAACAAUUUACCGAACUAAAACAUUCGGGUUUUUUAAGUGUAUUAUAACUAAUUAUUCAAUGCAGCUAAUAGUGUAGGGACAAUAAACGCUUAUUAUGAUAAUUAUCAGAGUAAUUAUAUCAUCAUCAUCUUCAUCCACAUAUUCACUUUUAUAGUAAGAACAGACAUCGUUACCUCUAAAAUAUUUUCACUAAAUGGUAAGCGUGUAAAGAACUUCUGUACAACAAAGUCAAGCCCCAAAAUGUAAUUUGAACUUGAUAAAAUCAUUCAAUCAUUGCAUUAGAGUGGAGAAAAACAUAUGGCGCUUAAAGUUCGCCUACUAUAUUAAAUACGAUGAUGUAUUUUCUUUACGUCAUCUUAUCGUUUUAUAUAGCAAGUAUUUUGUAAGACUAGUUCGACCUGACUUCCAUGUUUUUUUUUAUAUGUUUAUAGAUAUGGGAUUUUGAUUUAAUAUGAUGGAGUGUGUGAUAUUGAUGCUUUCUACUUCUUGUAGUUCAAUCGUAUUAUGGAACAUUCGUUUAUUUUUUUUGUCAAAUGAUAUUGAAUAUACGUUUCAUACUUAAAUCAAAUUUAGAAUGUCUAGUGUUUCUCAUCUUUUCACUUUCUUUGUAUCUCAUUCCACUUCAUAAUAGAUAUCUGAAUCUGUUCUUCCCAUCUACCCCCUUAACUCAACAUCUUUACCCCCCCCCCCCCACCCCGCCCUUCCCCACUAUUUCUCAAUCUUUUUAUCUUUUCACCCUCUCUCUAGCAGUAUGCGCACACUCAUAUUUUUUUUUAAGAUCUCAGUUUAACAUGAGUUAUAUGAGCCUCGUGUUAAAAUUGGAAGGAAGUCGUAUUAUGCAACAGUGAAUAUUACUUAGAUGAAUGUACGUGAGUUUAUCGAUGUAAGUAUCUGACGGUUGCUAUGGUAACUAUCUUCAUCAAUGAUUUCAUCACUCCGCCCGGAUAUCGCCAACUGUAUCCCGAAUUCAGAAGAUGUAACGAAUGAUGUGAUAUUUUCCUCGAUGUAUCUUGCAUUUUCCAUGAUCUAAUGGAGGACUGAUCAUUGUAAAAAUUGGGGGAAUGAAUUAGAUAUGCAGUUGCAGUUUAUCGAUGAAUUGGUAAUUUCCAUAAACUUAAUUAAAUAUUUUAUCAGGUAUAUUACUGUAGCGCUUUCUAAUAUCGCCAUCAAACACUUUCCCUUUCUCCUAUAGCGAGCGAAGCUACAAAAGGAGUAUUAUCUCUAAAACCUAGGGUCAGGUUUGGGCUCAAUUACUUUCUUCAAUUACAAUUAAAAUUACGUAAUUGAAGAAAUGUUCAAUUGCAAUUACUUUUCAAUUAAAUUACAUUUUUCAAUUACAAUCACCAAUUACUUUUGUCAAUUACAAUUUCAAUUACUUUCUAUGAAAGUCAUAAAUGAAAUCAAUUUGUAUUCUGUAUGUACUAGCACCACCUAUUUCAACAUAAUUCUAAGUUAUAGAGAAACUGAAAAGAUGAAGGUCUGUGUUAAAGAGCACGGAUUCUGCCUAUUGCUCUCUUUGAUGCUGAACCAGCUGACAUGAAAAGGAUGGGAAAUUAAGUCAUAAAUUUAGCAAGUUUAUUAUUAAGUAAUUGAAUGUAAUUAAAAUUAAUUGACAGUAACUGAAGUCAAUUACACUUUUUUCAAUCACAAUUACUUUCCCUCUCAAAAUUUCAAAUACAAUGACAAUUACUCAUAAAAUGUAAUUAAUUAUGUAAUUGAGCCCAACCCUGCCUAGGAUCCCCCAUUAUACUCCAAACAAAUUUUACAUUGUACAUUUCAGUUUGUAAAUGGGCGGGCAUCUCGUUGCCCCAGAGAACAUCAAUGAGAAUUAUAAUUUAUUUGCCAGAACACAUGAAAUAAGAGUGACUGCUGUCUAAAAUAAACGAGCGUAGGGAGUGAUCACAAUAGAAAUAUCAAAAGCAGCCAACAUGGCCAACUGUGAUAGACUAUAUUUGCAUAUCCAUAUAGAU